CCUUCGGUCCCAUUGAUAACACAUUCAUUCACUGGGAGCCGACUAAAACAGACUAAUCCUUCCUGCAGUCAUUUCCUCUACCUUAAGGCUCCACCACCUCUCCUAGAACUCGGUUCAAGGGAUGCUGCUCUCCUGGCCCUGCCACCACUGAAGCAUCCAGGGGUCCCUGGGGAGCCGACCUGAGAGCAGACACCGAGAGCCAUGAGUCCUCUAAGGCUGCGAGCGUCGAUCUCGCUGCUGCCGCCGCUGCUGCUGCUGGGUGGCUGCCUCCUCGCGGCCGCCCGUAGGAACAAGGGGGCGGCUAGCAGCGCGGCCGAGUCGGCCCCGGGCCCCGCGGGCGGCUCCUCGGGCCGCUUCAUCAGCCCCGAGCGGCACGCGUGCAGCUGGCAGCUCCUGCCGGCCGCCCCAGGGCCCGCACUGGGCAGCGAGCUGGCGUUGCGCUGCCAAGGCCCGGACGGGGCGCGCCACCAGUGCGCCUACCGCGGGGAGCCCGGGCGCUGCACCGCCUACGCCGCCCGCCGCGCGCACUUCUGGAAGCAGGUGCUGGGGGUGCUGCGCAGGAAGCGGCGGCCCUGCCACGACCCCGCGCCGCUCAGGGCCCGCCUGUGCGCCGGCAGGAAAGGCCACGGCGCCGAGCUGCGCCUGCUGCCCCACGCGUCACCACGCACGGGCCCCACAGCGGCGGCGGGCUUCCCCCGGGAUCCCAAGCUCCGGGCCCGGAGCCGGGGUCGGCCCCGGGAGCCCGCGCCCGGCCCGGCCGCAGGGGCCCCGCCUCCCCCGAGCUCACCGCCCAAAGAGAAGCCCUCUGAGAAGACCAAAGGGAGCAAGAGGAAGGCGGCCUCGGACCCGGACGCGGAGCCACCCCUGGGGACCAGAUCCGAUCCCGACGGGCUUGACGAGAACGCGAAGCUCACGGAGACCUACUGUGCUGAGAAGUGGCACUCCCUCUGCAAUUUCUUUGUCAAUUUCUGGAAUGGCUGAGGCUGCGGGCCUGGGGCCGGGGGGCGGGUGUAGGAAUUGGGAGACGAAGGAGGGGUCAUGUGCGCAGCCGGGGAGGGGAAGCUGAAGGCAUCCUAGGCCUCGAGAUACCGAGUAGCCGGUGGGGAUGAUUCCAGGUUGUAGAAUGGGGCUAGGAUGGGGGUGGGGCUUGGGAUGAGCGUGUCAAAGGCUUGGAGAGUCUUUGAGACACCGGAGAAGUUAAAAAAAAAUUGAGUCUGGACCUUGAUUAAGAGCAGAAGAAAUAGUGGAAACAGAAGUAGGCGUACCUGAAAUGUGCAAAAACUAUAGACUGGGUGGAGAGAUGCAUACAGAGAGGCUGAAAAAACAAGGGUCAAAAGUGGCUAAAGUGAUGUGAGUCUCCUGUGAAAAGCAGGAUACAGUAUACACUGUUUAACACACUUAUAUUAAAAUGUAAUCACCAGCAAUGGAUAACCUGAGCCAGGUUGAGUGUUCAGUGUCUUCUCACCUUAUCAGCUGACAAGAUUACCAACCUUUUUCCUCUUUCGAAAAUUACUAUUAACUUGGGUGCUGUUUGGUAUUAUAGGUAUCUAAAGGGAGAGAAGCCAUUCGGAGGUCAAAACUGGGUCCAGUGAAAAGACUUUCAGGAUGACUGCUUUUGAAUUCUUUUAGAAGUACUGCUUUUAAAUGGAGUAAUGCCUCAUGUUCUGAAACUUUCCCAUUAACCUUCUAAAUUCAGAAGUGAAUUAUAGAAGUUGAGUACUCCAGUAGGUUUUAAAAAACAAUUCUGUUUAUACUUGAUCAUAUUUUAAAAAACAGGAAAAAAUGUAGGUAUAUACCUCAGAGUCAUCUGGACCGUUAUGGAAGUCAUAUCUCUGUUUCAUGUAAUUAACUGUUAACAUACUUCAUUUUAAAUAAGAUGUAAUGAUAGACAUUGCACGUGUUAGGUGCUCAAUAAAAACUGUAUGGCUUGAUUUAAAGAA
This is a messenger RNA of Camelus dromedarius (Arabian camel), 1940 nucleotides long. It is a transcript of the gene FGFBP3, whose product is annotated as fibroblast growth factor binding protein 3. The transcript has 2 exons. The record is from RefSeq and is a predicted model, not a curated record. Gene Ontology annotation, molecular function: growth factor binding. Gene Ontology annotation, biological process: cell-cell signaling. Lineage: Eukaryota; Metazoa; Chordata; Mammalia; Artiodactyla; Camelidae. Bases 202 to 981 code for a protein of 259 amino acids.